Molecule: messenger RNA, 5829 nt
Organism: Neocloeon triangulifer
Lineage: Eukaryota; Metazoa; Arthropoda; Insecta; Ephemeroptera; Baetidae
Gene: Gp210
Product: nuclear pore membrane glycoprotein 210
Exons: 18
Coding region: 86-5422 (1778 amino acids)
Cellular component (GO): nuclear pore
Source: RefSeq, a predicted model, not a curated record
AAAAGAGCAAUGGCGGCAUGUUGACAUCGUGAGCCGGCGUUUCGCUUCAAGAAUUGCAGGAAAAGAGACGGAAAAGAAGCGGAAAAUGCGGUUCGCGGCGGUCGCGGCCGCGCUCUUGCUGCUCGGCGCGUCUCCGGACACUUCGGACGCGGCCAAACUGAACACGCCGCGCGUCCUGCUGCCGCUCUACAGCCAAUUCCCCAACAACUUCACGCUGCACGUCGACGACGGCGGCUGCUACAAGUGGAGCACGAAGAACCCGACGACGAUCCAGCUGACGGUGGUGGAGGCGGCGGCCGGCAAGGGGUGCUCCUCGGAGGCGGUGGUGAGCGCCGUCAUCUCCGAGGUGGGUCGCCACACGGCCAUCAUCAUCGCCGAGGACGCCGCCUCGGGCGAGGUGUUGCGCUGCGACGUCAUCGUCGACUCCAUCGCCAGCCUCAGCAUCGUCACCACCACCAGGGAGAUCUUCAUCGAGGAGGCCCCCGAGGUCUUCGAGGUCCAGGCCUACGACGACCUUGGAAACAAGUUCACGACGCUGGAGGGAUUUGCCUUCGAGUGGCAGGUGCGGACCGUGUCGAAGCGGGCCAAGGACGGCGUCAUCAAAGUCCUUCGGUUCGAGGACUCGCACUACAACACACCCUCGCAGAGCCUGGCCGAGAUCGAGAGUGCCGGCCUGCACGGCAGCAAAGUGCUCUUGUACGGGGUCAGCACCGGCCAGGUUGAGGUCACCGUAGCCCUCGCGCAGCCCCAGUACCAGAACGUCCGGCCGGCGCCUUCGGUGAUUCUCGCCGUCGUCGCCAACCUCCUGCUCGACCCCCUCGACACUCUCCUCAUGCCCUACACAAAGGUGAGAUACCAGUUGGAACUUGUCCGGCACGGUCGCCAGGAGAAUUUGGCUCUGCCCUCUGAGCAGUACCAACUGGAGGUGCAGGACUCUGCAAUCGCCAGCCUGCAGUCGGACGGGGUCAUUGUCGAGGCGCUGUCCGUCGGCAAAACCAGAAUCCUCCUCAGGGACAUGAACGCCGUGGAUGAUGAGGAGGGCCGCACGACCUCGGCCACUCUCAGGGUUGCCAACCCCACUGCCCUUGACAUCCAGGUCCUGCCUCACAAAAGUUGGCAGUUGAUUGCCGGGCGUCACUACGAACUGCAUGCCAGCAUCCUGGACGCCAACAGACACGUCUUCCACAUUGGUGAGGGUCUGCAUAUCAACAUCGAGGCGAACCCCAAGUACUUCUCGAACGACAGGAAAACGGCCUCGGUGCUCUUCGGAAGGGCGCAGCUGAUCGGCACCAUUCCCGUCACUGCCAGUCUGCCCGACACGCAGCACUCCCUCUUGGCCAAGAAGCACCUCGUCAUCAACGAGCAGGUCAAGGUCAAGCCAAAGGUCACCUACCUGCCUUGGUCCAAGACUCCAAAGCCUUACGAGAUCCAACUGGAAGCGACAGCACGAACCGGAGACGGAAGCGCCCCAUCCUUCGUGUGGCAGAGCCGCAGCCCUCGCGUGGCCAGCGUGAGCCAGGAGGGCGUGGUGACCUCUUCGGAGGCGGCCAACGUGUCCGUGUGGCUGGACAAAGACCCGCUGAACGUGGCGCAGGCGCAGGUGCGCUUCCUGCCGCCGUGCAAAUUAUCCAUCGUGGGCCGCAACCUGCAGGCUGAGGCCGGCUCGACGCUCCACGUGCCCGUGCAGUUGCUGCUGUGCGACCCUGCAGGCCUGGAGGUCAAGGCGGCCGACUGCAGACACGCCCCCCUCGCCGUGGAAACCUCGGACAAGGUGCGCAAGCUGCCCAAGAACGGCGGCCCGUUGGACGCGGCGGCCGGCUCGUGCGCCUCCGUCCUGCUGACUUCGGACGCCGCCCUGCUGACCUCUGUGCGCGUCACGCUGGACGUGCAGCUGCCCAACGGCGACCUGCUGACCCUCGAGGACACGACCACCAUCAGCUUCUACAAACCGCUGCGGGUGCUGCACCCGACCUCGGCCCUCACCGUCCUCGCCCCCGGCAGCUCCAGGAACGUCAUCUUCGAGGGCGGCCCGAGGGCCAUGACCGGACUCGCCAAACCCGGACGCAAAAUCUCUAUCGCCAACCCGGCACUUGCGCAGUGGUCAGAUGUGGACCAGAACAGCGUCAACCAUGUGAUCGUCCGAGUUUUAUGCAACAAAGUGGGCGAGACCGAGUUGGCGUUGUCGCUGAGCCUGGGCGAGGGCGACGCCGCCGUGGAGGCCAAGGGCGUCGUCAAGGUCGUGUGCGCCAUGCCCGACUCGCUGACCCUGACCCCGCGGCUGCCGACGCCCGACUACGACGCGUGCAGCAUCUCGGCGGGCACCCUGGUGGCCCUGAGCAGCCAGGAGGUCACCGUCGAGGUCACGGCCUUCGACUCGCACCUCCGAAAAUUCGACAACUUCUCGAGCGUGCGCUCCGACUGGACCCUCGACCCCCGCGACGCCGUCCACGCCCUGCCCGCCGCCCUCGGCAACGACCCCGUCAGGGACGACGCGUACGGAGUCUUCCUGCCCGGCUCCGCCCACCACACCCUCCGACCCCUCGGGCAGAGCAACCUGCUCACCGUCACGGCAACCCUGACCGCAGCACAGGUGCAAGUGAAGGCCCAGGCGGCAAUUUUGUUCCUGGAGGAGGUGCAGCUGAGCCCGAGCAGCCUCACCGUUUACAACCACUCGAGCAAACUGAACCGAAUGAAAAUCUCCAAAGGCUCAAACUCUUUCUUGCUCAACAUCGUCGACGGCAAAGACGUCAUCGACAUCAACUUGGCCAAGCAGAAAAGGGCCGUCGAGAUCACGCCAAAGAAACCGGGCCACGCGAGGAUCUCUGUGGUCGACGCGUGUCUGCCGAAGGAAACACGCAGAGCCGCCGUCGGCGAGGUGACGGUGCUGGGCAUCGGCUCGGUGGUGGUCAGCGUGGCCUCGCAGGUGCAGGAGGGCAGCACCGUCGAGGGCUCCCUCACGAUCGUGGGCACCGACGGCCAGCAGAUGACCCCGCCCACUGCAGCCCUCGUCAAGCACAAGGAGGACGCGACCAAGAUCCAGGUCGACAUCUCCGACACCUCGCCCCUCCACUUCAAGGUCACCGGCCUCAAACUCGGCAAUGCCGAACUCAGAUUCGAGGUUGACAACGUCCUCAGCCACCCGGUCAACAUCAACGUCUUCCCACCCAUUAAGAUUUGGCCGAGCGACCUGGUGCUGGUGCCCGGCUCGGUGAUGCAAGUGCUGGCCAAAGGUGGUCCGAAGGUGCCGGACGCGGUGCUCGAGUUCUCGUCGUCGUCGCCGGAGCGUCCGUCCUGCCUGGACACGACCGUGGGCGGCAUGAUGGAGGCGCGCUGCACCGGCUCGGGCCGCGUCUCGGUCAAGGCCGUGGCCCCCGACGGCCACAUCUACUCGCAGGACUCGGCCCCGGUGCGCAUCGUCGCCCUGAGCGCCGUCGAAGUCGCCACGCCCACCACCGUCCUCGAGCAGGGCACGCGCAUGCCCGCCUACCUGGUCGGCAAGUCGGACACCGGAGAGGUCGUCUCACCUUUUGUCGUGGCCACGCUCGAGGCCAAGUGCGUCUGGGCUGACCACGGCGGCCGCCUCCACGUCAAGUCCUCUGACAGCGUCGUGCACGUGGACGCAGUGAACGUGGGCAUGGCGGAACUUUCGGCCACCUUCCAACUGGGCGAGGGCACCGUCUUCACCAGCACCGCGGCCGUCGAGGUCAUCCCCGCCCAACGCCUGACCCUGCCCCCGAACGCACCCUCCGCCGCCCCCAUCCUCAUCGCCCCCUUCUCAAAGGUCCAACUGAGGGCGAGCAGCGGCAAGUUCUUCCUGGACUGCGGCGGCGAAGGAAUCAUGUCCGUGAGCGAGGGCGGUUUGGUGACCUCGGCAGGGCCGCUGGGCCGAGGCACCAUCGUCGUGUCCGACCACAAGACGAACCAGAAGCUGGUGGUGGGCGUGGCCGUGGUGCCCGUGGCGUACGUAAUGGCGCAGGCGGCCUCACCGCUGGGGGUGUUCGCGCGGGGCAUGCAGACCCCCGUGCAUGUGACGUACCACGACGCCAUCGGCAGGGAGAUGGUGGUGCCCUCUGAGGAGCGCCGCCUCGAGUGGAUGUCCAGCCGGCCGCAGACCCUGGCCCUGACCAACGACCUUCUGCAGCUCGGCGAACUUGGCCGCGCUGUCCUGGACCUGUGGGACGGCGCCCAGCACGCCUUCCUCAAGCUGCAGGUCAGGCCGAUCGUGAGGCCCACCGCCCUGAGCCAGGGUGACGUCGUCUGCUACCACGUCGGCCGCCAGGGCAACUGGAGCACCCUGGCCGACGCGGCCCUCCAGGUUGACGCCACUACGGGCUGGGCCGUCGCCCUCGGCCCCGGCGACGCCAACCUCAACUUCGUCUCCUCCGAAGGCGUGACCACUUGGGCCGAGAUUCAGGUCAGCCCUGCCACCUCCGUCGCCUGGCUCAGCCCCUCGCCCUCCUCCUUCAGCAGCAACGCGCCCUUGCUGGCCAAAGUCCUCAUCAAGACCAACAACAAAAGUGGCGCAAAAAAGAGCAGCCUGGUAGAGGGAAAGUGUGAUCCGCCGGCGAGUAAGUUGCCAUCGGCCAUCGAGUGCAAGGUGGCGUGGGAGGACGGCUCGUACGACCCGACCCUGAGCGCGGAACCCGUGUACGACUUCCAGGGCGCGCAGCACGCGUGCCAAGUGUCGGCCAGCAGCGGCGAGCGCAGCAAGAAGUUGAUGCUGAUGGCGUGUCUGCGCGACUCGACCGUCUGCACGGACAGACUGGGCGUGACCUUCUUCAGCCCGGUCGAGGUGGCGGCCAAGGAGGUCGUCCUCUCCGAGCAGGCUGGCCAGGUCGUGCUCUCGGGGCCCAGCCAGGCCCUGGGCAAGGUCAGGGUGGAGCCGACGCCCGAGCUCGAGAUUGGCCACGCCAGGGAAGUCGGCCCGGACGCCAUCGCCAUCCCCGUCCGGCUGACGGACGCCUUCUGGGCCCUGCCCCACGCCCACCGCUACGGCAGCGUCCUCCUCAGGAUCAACUCGCCCCUCACUGGCCAAACAUUCAUUCUGCCCGUGCUGGUGGACAAGAACGUGCAGGCGCCCAUGUGUCCGAACAAACCGGCCCUCUUCACCGCGUCCUGGGACCUCCUCUACAGUUUCCGCACCGAGAUCAUCUUCGCCAUCUGCAUGGUCAUCGUCAUUGCCGCCGCCUCCAAUCUUUACUUCGCCAACAACUCGUACACCAGCAGAGGCUUUGCACCCCCGCCUCAGCAAGUCCAGAACAACUCGCCCUUUUUGAACAGGAGCGGUCCGUCGACCUCCCCGAACGGCAGCAACUCUUCUUACCAGUCAAACUUGCACACUCCAGGCCGCUUUGCUUACACAGGUUACGUAUACGGCAAUCAGCAGCUGGACAACUCGUGGGGCUCGCCUGGACGACACUGAUCGAGACUCUUCUGGACAUUUAAGUGACCUUAAACAGUGCAAGUGAUUACGUUAUAAGAAGACUCGGAGUUGAUUCGUCGAGUGUCAUAAGUUCGCUGGCCUUUUUCAGUUUUAUUUUUGCGAACACAUUUCAGUUUUCAUUCUAAGAAGUAAGCUAGGAUUACUCAAUGUUCCUGUAUUGCAUCUCCACCGAAAGUAAUUUCUAAUUUUCUCACAAGCGAUGAAAGAAUCCAGGGAUAGUUUUCAAUGAUGAAAUGCAAAUAAGUGGAGCUGUGAUAAAGCCAUGGUUAAUUUAAUUUACGAAAACUCGCUCUAAUUGCAAACACACAGGUUGUACUUAAUUCUGAAUAAAAGUGUUGAUUGUAAUGAUUUUUGUACGAGAAAUAAUAAAAUUGAACUGUCAAAAA